AUGGCUGGCUGGCGGGACCUGUCUGCAGGGCCGUACCGUGCACUCUCACCCGAGGAUAUCACUCGAUCCGUGCUCUCUUCACACUUGACCUCAACCUCGCCGUCCUGUCAACGCCAGCGUGAACCGCUGCAUCGUUUCCGCAGCUCGCAACUGUCGACCCUAUCCGGUGCUCGGCGCCGCCGAUCGUUCGACUACUUCCGCACCCCUCGACUGGACUCCACCGAUCGGAUCUUCCGUAUCCGCGCCCACCAGCGUGCCGCUUCCACUUCGCUCGCGCUUCCUCGUCUUCGUCUCGCACACCUAUCCGAUCCAACUCUUCUGCACCGUUUCUUCAAGCUUACUUUUGUCAUUGCGGCCCAUCCGAAUCGCGCCUCUGAGGGCUCUUUCCUCCGCCCCGAGGAUCUUGGUGCUGCACGCGAGCACAGUCCACGCCGCGCACGCCGCGCACGGUCGACCAUGUUCUCACGAUCACGGCAGAAUGACGCCAAACGCUUCAGCGAUCCGAGAUCCAAGCUCGACGGCCGCGAGCCGUCAACGUCUGGCACCAUCGCCAUCCCGCCGUCCCCCUUCCAAGGCGUCGACACAGGCGUCCAAAACGCCACUGCAGAACCCAUGUUGAUCCACUCGAGGGGCGUGCCGACAAUAACAACCACCAGCGGAACUCCCAUCAUCACACCGUCAUGGAACGAUGCAAGCACGCCGCGUGCAGAACUCACCCAACCCGGGCCAUUGGCUCGCGUCUUUGUUUCGAGCUCGCCUCCAGUCUCUCCGCCUGCCGCCUCGGUCGACCGCCAUGAAGCCGGCAACAGCAGUUUCUCGGUCCACUCUCUGGACAGCUUCGGAGCCAUCUCCAUGGCUGGCUCCACCGCAGCUGUGGACGGCGGCAGUCAAAAUGGAUCUCGCUUCGGCAUGAGUCCCACCACGGCCUCGUUCGUAGCGCCCCGGGGAGAGCUUUCCUCCGCCUCGAUACGCAGCAGGCGCAAUUGGGACGAGUUCGAGGGCAAACCCGUCUCGCCUCUGCCCAGUCCCGCAGUGCAGAAUCAGCAGACAAGCGACAUGUUCGACGUGCCUAUCGCCGCCUCGUCCAGCAGGCUCACUCCUGCUGCCCACUCUCUCGCCAGUCCUCAAUCUCGUCCGACGCCGGCCAGGAAUCAGUCCUUAGAAUCCAUGCCGAGCGUCGGCGAAGCCAAGGGCAUGUCGUCACCCAAGAGCGCCGCACCGGCCGACGUCGGCAGCAAAAACUGGUCCUUCUUCAACUCGACAUCGUCCUCCGGAGCGCCGAUUGCGCGCGCUCCCAGCAUCAAGGCUACCAAUUCCUCCAGCGGUGCCGACCCUCCAGCAAAUCCUGACUCGAUCGAGGCGUCGACGCCUUUGAACCUUUCCUCUUCUCGGACGUCAGCGAGUGCAACGAGUCUCGGUCACGGCAUGGGUCCUCGCGUCACGUCGGCAGACUUGAGCAGCAGGAUUCGACUGCCAUCCAGACUGCCGACCUUGCCAACCGAGGCGUCGGCCUCCGGCAUUGGCGGCUCCACCACCCGAGCCACAUCGGCUCACUACUACGGGCCACAGCAGCUCGCUUACCUGCGCCAUACCCGCAUAGGCUCCGGCGAGUCGAUCCAGUCCACAGACGCUCCGUUGUACUCGCCCCUCUACGCCGUCGACCCGCACGCGCCAGGUGAUCUCUUCAACCUCAAUUCGACGUCUCAGCUGUCCCUUUCCGCCAUCUCGGAUGCACCGAGCGCCACGCUGGACGGUCUGCCACCCCAUGUGCCGUGGGCCGGUGACAGCCCCCGGCGCACACGGAGCCGCAGUCAUCUGCUCUUGGACGAUGACCGCAGCGCACAAUCGUCGCCGGCUUCCGCCGUGCCACCGCGCCCAGAGCAGAGGCCCUGGAGAGAGGUCGGCGAGGCCGGCGAUGUCUCGAUCGACUCGACCCACGCCAUGAUGCCAACGCAUGCCCAACUUUCCAGCCCUGCACAGUCAUCACGCUCGGAGCUAUACUCGGCACCGAGCUCGUCGGCGCUAUCCGCAUCGGUUGCGAAAGACAUGCGCAGCACCGGUCUCGAGGAAGCAUCGAAAGGUCUCAGUCAACGGACGCGUCGGCAAGGGCCGUCCGAAUCGGCGACCGGAAGCAGCAUCCUACCCGCGCCAGUCGGGCGCGAACGGCCAUCGCAAUCCGCGAUCGUCGAAUCGCGAGAAGAGGAGGAAGACGGCGAUCGCAUAGGGCCUUACCGAAUCGAAAAGACGCUCGGUGUUGGUGCCUUCAGCCGGGUGGCUUUGGGCCGCUCGAUACGCAGUUCAUCUACUGCAUCGAACGCAUCGGCGCGCUUCGAAAGGAUGAUCUCCAGCCUUCCACAGCUCCGCCAGAGGGCCAUGCAGCAGCAGAAGACCGACACGAACGGCGCUUCCGCUGCGGCCAUCAGCGACGAGCUCGUGGCGCUCAAGAUGCUCGACCGCGAGCCUUGCAACAACAACGAGCGGCUCAAGGUCAGUUGGGUGCGAGAGGUCGAGGUGCUCAAGCACAUUUCGCAUCCGAACCUGGUGCGCUUCAUCGCAUCGUUCAGCACGCCUCUGCACCACACGCUCGUGCUCGAACACGUCGCUGGCGGCGAGUUGUUUGAUGCCUUGAUGUCCAACUUUGAGCAGUUCUCACAGCGCGAGUGGCUCGUGCGCGUCCUCUAUACGGAGCUGGCCAACGCUGUUGGAUGGAUGCAUCACAUCAACCUGGUGCAUCGAGACAUCAAGCUGGAAAACAUCCUGCUCACGGUCAACCUUUUCGCGGCCGUGUCCUCGGCCGGCGGCGCCGACGCCUCUGCGUUGCCGUUGCGCCCGCACCGUCUGCCCGAUUCCGAGCCGCUGGUCAAGCUGACCGACUUUGGUCUGUCGCGCUUCAUCGAUCCGUCGAACCCGCUGCUCGAGACGCGCUGUGGCUCCGAGGAGUAUGCGGCGCCGGAGCUGAUCAUUGGCAAAAAAUACGACGGACGCAAGACGGACGCAUGGGCGCUCGGUGUCGUGCUGUACGCGCUCAUCACGGGCUCGCUGCCGUUCAUGGAGGACGUCAGUGUCGGCGCCAACGGAGCACGCGAGGGGCAGGGCGAAGAGCGCGAUCCCAAGCAGCGCAAGCGUCACCUGCUGCGCAUCGCCAAGGGCGACCUGCGAUGGCCUUCGCCCGCCAACGAUGCGUGCGAGGACCAACCGGACCCGGCCAAGUGUCCAGCCUCCAUGCGUCUAGUGACGCCGAUGGCCAAGGCGAUGGUGGGAAGGCUGCUUCGGCGCGAUGCGACCAAGCGCGCGACACCCUGGGAGACGUGGGACGAGCCCUGGCUGCUGUGUGGCAGCUUCGGAUACGCUUCGCUCUCGAGCCCGCAGAACGGGCAGGGCGCACUUCCCUCGCAACAGGUCCCAGGCGAAGCCUCUGCGGCGGGCGAGGCGAUCGCACUGCACCCCGACCCGCGCUCGCAACAGGGUCAGAGCUGGCUCGAGGCCAACGCCGCCGUCCGCCAGGACGACGUCGCACCGGUAGCUCGCGACGACUGA
Moesziomyces antarcticus is the source of this 3537-nucleotide messenger RNA. Its product is annotated as pkinase-domain-containing protein. Gene Ontology annotation, biological process: intracellular signal transduction; protein phosphorylation. Bases 1 to 3537 code for a protein of 1178 amino acids. Gene Ontology annotation, molecular function: protein serine/threonine kinase activity; ATP binding. The transcript is spliced from 4 exons. The record is from RefSeq and is a predicted model, not a curated record. NCBI's taxonomy places the organism in Eukaryota, Fungi, Basidiomycota, Ustilaginomycetes, Ustilaginales, Ustilaginaceae. Gene Ontology annotation, cellular component: cytoplasm.